AAACCAUUUUCAUGUGUGAACUGUGGAAAAAAUUUUUGUCAAAAAGGUAAUUUAACUCAGCACAUGAUGAUUCACACAGGUGAAAAACCGUUUUCAUGUGUGAACUGUGAAAAAAGUUUUAGUCGAAAACAGAGUUUAACUGAGCACAUGAUGAUUCACACUGGUGAAAAGCCGUUUUCAUGUGUGAAAUGUGGAAAAAGUUUUAGUCAAAAACAGAGUUUAACUGAGCACAUGAUGAUUCACACUGGUGAAAAGCCGUUUUCAUGUGUGAACUGUGGAAAAAGUUUUAGUUUUUGUCAAAAACAGGAUUUUACUCGGCACAUGAUGAUUCACACUGGUGAAAAGCCAUUUUCAUGUGUGAAAUGUGGAAAAGGUUUUAGUCAAAAACAGCACUUAACUGAGCACAUGAUGAUUCACACUGGUGAAAAGCCGUUUUCAUGUGUGAACUGUGGAAAAAGUUUUGGUCAAAAACUUAGUUUAACUGAGCACUUGAUGAUUCACACUGGUGAAAAGCCGUUUUCAUGUGUGAACUGUGGAAAAUGUUUUAGUCGAAAACAGCAUUUGACUCGGCACAUGAUGAUUCACACUGGUGAAAAGCCGUUUUCAUGUGUGAACUGUGGAAAAAGUUUUUGUCAAAAACAGGAAUGGUGGUACUACAGCUAA
Molecule: messenger RNA, 663 nt
Organism: Xiphophorus hellerii (green swordtail)
Lineage: Eukaryota; Metazoa; Chordata; Actinopteri; Cyprinodontiformes; Poeciliidae
Product: gastrula zinc finger protein XlCGF8.2DB-like
Exons: 3
Biological process (GO): regulation of transcription by RNA polymerase II
Cellular component (GO): nucleus
Molecular function (GO): DNA-binding transcription factor activity, RNA polymerase II-specific
Source: RefSeq, a predicted model, not a curated record